AUGGCUAACUAUAAGAGAAUAUUGUUGACAAUUUCACAUGAUGAAGUUCAAAUAGACGAUCCAACAUUUCCAUCAAAUGAUGAAUCAUCUCCUGAUGAAGUAGAUGCCAAGGAAAACCUUCCGAGUCAAAAGCUCGAGUCAAAAAAUAUUGUAAGAGUUUUGAGAAAGACAUUUGAUGAGCCAAGAGGAAAGUUUCGAGGAGCGAUUGCAACUGUCCGUCUUCUUCUCGAACUACCACCAGCUUUGAUUUUGCUUGACUCAGGAUCCGAAAAAUUCGGAGAAUGUGUUAUCAAGCUCAUGAAAUCUCAUAACCCAUUCAAAUCUGACCGCACCAUCGUAUCCAUUGCCAUUGAUGGAGGUGACAAUAAUUGUGAUGUGUCUACUCAAUUCAAACCAAUAGGAGCCAUCAAAAACUUUGAUGUUGUUCGUUGUAUUGAAAAGUCGGAGCACGACAUCGACCUUGGACUCCGACAAACAUCAGUGAUUUUCACAUAUUUGAAUCCACCAAGAUCGAAUUGA
Caenorhabditis remanei is the source of this 519-nucleotide messenger RNA. RefSeq lists its product as uncharacterized. The transcript has 2 exons. Bases 1 to 519 code for a protein of 172 amino acids. The record is from RefSeq and is a predicted model, not a curated record. Lineage: Eukaryota; Metazoa; Nematoda; Chromadorea; Rhabditida; Rhabditidae.